UCCUAAAAUACUAAUUUGAAUUGGUUAUGGGUGUAGGUUUUUGAUACUUGAUUAACAAGAUGAACUGCUUUGACAUUUCCAUAGAAACCAAAAUGAACAGAAGAUAUGGAUAUAUUUGAAACCAAUUUCUAAAAAUUCUCGUAGAAGGUGUAGAACACUUCAACACAAGAAGACACAAUUUCAAGAUUACUUGACAUUUCCAACAUGUUACGGUUACCAACCUCUUUUCAAGGAUUUCAAGAUUACCGGCCCAUCAUCAGCGGCGCUAAUGGGAAGCGGAAGGAGGGGUGUGUGCCGUGGUUAUUAAACGAGAAAAGGAGGCAAUGGGGGAAAAAAUAACACUGAUGCCGCCCAAACUUUCUUUCCUCCGUCUUUCAUAAACGAAGGCAACCUUUGGCCUCCUCUAUCCUCAUUCUGGUGGAAUAAACCCUACCAAUGCGGCUGGAAUCGUCGGCGGCUUAUCAGGAUGAAAGGUGAGAGACGCGUCGACUUUGCUGCUGUGGAGUUGGCACAACGGUCGCUAUUGACGACGAAAGGUAAGCGGUUUUCAACUGUUGAUUUAGCCAUCCCCUCCAGAUCUGAGCGCAAAUCGGUGAUGUUUCCUCCUCCUCCCACUGAUUUAGCUAUCCCCCUUCUGAGUUUCCUCGCAAUAAUCGGGCUUCACUGGUUGCAGGAAACGGAGGCUAUGAGUGUUCUAGAGACAUGAACAAAGGAUUUCUCUAUCAUUAGUGUUUUGGUUUCACUGUUAAUCAUCCGUUGUCCUUGCAGAUCUGGGGUAUUGAUUUAGUGGACGUCGCUUGAGCUGGAUUUGGACUUCAUAUGAAGAAUCUCCGAUGUUUUUCGUUGGUGUUCCAGUAUUUAAUCGAAUGAGGGUGGAGCUUCUUCGCCUGUUCUCCCGAUCUGUUUGUUUGGGGUUGGAUGGGAUGGGACGAGCUUUUGCUAUCUUCAAGUCGAAGAAGCAGCUGCAGCAGAGGCCUCAAUUGAAUCCAUCUCUUCUGUAUGCUGUUGUUUGAGAUUUGGUCAAGUAAAAAAAAAAGGAGAGUAGACCCAAUGUAUUCUUUAUUUAUUUUUGUAUUUAUGUUUUUAUGGCCAAUGUAUUCAUGUAUUUUAAGAAUAAAUGUAUUAAAAUGUUAUUAAUAAAAUUUGAAUUGCUAUUUUAUUUGUCUAAUUGAAUGUAAAAUUUAAAAUAUUAAUCAAAAUUAUGAAAGUGGAAAUAAAAAGCAAAAAAAUUUGCUCACAAUGCAAAAAUUUGCUUCGGUAAGGUGUUCUAGAAACAAUUAUAAUUGUCUCCAAAACUAGAAAUAGGAACAAAAUUAUUUCUCUAUAAAAUCAAACAAAAAGAGAAAAAGAUAAGUUCUUUAAAGUGGAAUUACAAUCAAUAAGAUUUGAUUCAGAUUCCUUAAGUAGAAGCAAAUAUUAUUUGCAUCUAUAUUUGCUUCUAAAGAGAAUUAGAGACAGAGGCGUCCGAUGCAAAUAAUUUAUUUGCUUCAAAAGAUAUACAGAAACAAAUAACUGGCUUUUAGACGCAAAUAACCUCUGACUCUAUAGCCAAAUUUUCUUGUAGUGUACCACGAAAACCAAUCGAUAUAAACUACAGUACACCAAUUUUCUUAUGUACAUAUAUAUUAUUAUGCAUGCAUUAAUGAAAAUGCAUCAAUUUAACUAUCACCAAAACCAAACAGAUGCCUUAAUAUUUUGUUAGUUUAUCCCUUGAAAUGAAACACCAGUGGGGCCUGGUUCCCCACCAGUGCUUUGACCUGACCGGCCUUCUCCUCUCACCCAAAGUUGACCAUCUCUACGACCAUGAACCAUCCAUUGAGGUUUUGACCCAUAAAUUCUUCCCAUCCUUACAUUAUGGAAUGAUCGAACACCAUCUAAUGUCAUAAUUGCAGUACCCUUCCACUCCAAAGUGAAAGGAUUCAGUUCAAUUCGGAGUGGCGAUUACCUAAAAAAAAGGCAUAGCUAGCUAGACUAGCUCUUUGCACGGUGGAGUUGUAUAGAAUGACAAGCAAUUGCUAAUUAGAUACCCAUCAUAUCAUAAGUAUAUGGGAAAAAAAAUUAAUUGAACACUUUGUUGCUAUAAUAAUUGAGCACUAUGGAAUUGUAGCGUCGUCGUGUAUACCGUAAUCCGAGUCACCUGUCCAAAUUAAAUAUUGAGUACAAAUUAAAUUUUGUAUCAUAACAUUAAAGGUAUUAAGCAUCCAUACUACCAAACAUAGUAAAAUUCUUUGUAAUAUAAAUAAGAAAUUUCUAAAUUUUAUUAAUAUUUUAUAAAACAAUAUUUUAAUCGCCUCCCAAACUAUGACACCACAAACCAUGGUCCAUGAAAUCUUAUCGGAUAUCGUACCGGAAAACUUAGCAAUAGGGUAUUUUAUGACAACACCAUUAAAUACCGCCUAUCAGUCUCCAAUAUCGAUAUUUUGUGGUUGAACCACCGCUACGAUACGACCGGUUUGAUGAACCAUGCCACAGACCAAUAAAGAAACCUACAAAUUAACAACGCAAGUAAUAAUCCAACCCCCAAUCUAACCCACGGGUUCCCUCUCCCUAUCAUUUAGAAUGGAGAAUGAAUUAUACAAGAUAGG
Linum trigynum is the source of this 2585-nucleotide messenger RNA. Lineage: Eukaryota; Viridiplantae; Streptophyta; Magnoliopsida; Malpighiales; Linaceae. The record is from the annotation of a GenBank genome assembly.